This is a messenger RNA of Eruca vesicaria subsp. sativa (arugula), 2628 nucleotides long. The record is from the annotation of a GenBank genome assembly. NCBI's taxonomy places the organism in Eukaryota, Viridiplantae, Streptophyta, Magnoliopsida, Brassicales, Brassicaceae.
GCUAAAAGAUUCUUCAAAACUAAAGGAUGAUGCUGAUGUUCUGCUUCUGACAUUCUCUCUCUCUCUAGAACAUUAAAGACUAAACCCUUUUUUUCUUCAAACCGAACUCUCAGAUUUAUAUUCUUCCCAUCUUUAACCAAUUCCAAGUUUCUCCACAGCUUGGGGUUGAUUUCACAUGAAAGCUGCUCUCUUUCUUCACUAAACAUGGAUUCUUCAAGGUGAUAAUCAAAGAAAAGCUUGUUUUUUCUCUCUAAGGUUUUGCUUGUGUGCAAAAUAGAUUAGGCUUCUUUGUUAGAUUAGGGACAAGAAAUCAUCUGGGUUUAGGUUACUUUUGCUGAUAACGACGAAAAAACUAGAGUAAUAUUAUGACUAUAAUGGAGGAGAAGCAGAGUAGCCCUGUUUCAGAGAAGCAGAGUAGCUCUGUUUCAGAGCAGCAGAGUAGCUCUGUUUCAGAGCAGCAGAGUAGCUCUGUUUCAAAGAAGCAGCAGAGCUUUAGUCAGAAGGAACCAAUGGGGAAGCAACAGAGUUUUGGAUGUGGUGAGAGUAAUCAGCCUAGAAAGGCCAAAGCUUUAGAGAAACAAGUUAGUUUCCAAGGCGUCAAUGUUGAGAGCCAUCAUCAGCAUCAGCCAAGUAGACUCAGGAGGUCAAUGGAGAAGCAACUGAGUUUUCGAGGUGUGGCCACUGUUGAGAAUCAUAAACGUGGUGUUAUGGAGAAGCUUCCUAGCUUUGGUAAAUCAUCAAUGGAGAGGCAGAAGAGUUUCCGUGGUUUAGGGUUUCUUGAGAAGCAGAAGAGUUUCCGUGUGGUGAUGGAGAGGCAGCUGAGUUUCAUUGGUGAGAGGAGGAAGAAGAGUGAGUCACCUGGGAAGAGAGGUGACUCGCCUCUUCAUAUAGCGGCUAGGACUGGGAACUUGGGUAAGGUUAAAGAGUUGAUACGAGGUUGUAGUUGUUGUGAUGGAGAUGGUGAAGAGUUGAGAGAGUUGUUGUCUAAGCAGAAUCUUGAAGGAGAGACUCCUCUUUAUACUGCUGCGGAAAAUGGGCAUUCAUUUGUUGUUGAGGAGAUGUUGAAGCAUAUGAAUCUUGAAACAGCUUCUAUUGCAGCUAGAAACGGGUUUGAUCCUUUCCAUGUCGCAGCUAAACAAGGCCAUCUUGAGGUGUUGAAGAAACUGUUGGAGACAUUCCCAAAUUUGGCAAUGACAACAGAUUUAUCAUGUACAACUGCUUUACACACGGCUGCAACACAAGGACACAUUGAUGUGGUGAAUCUUCUUUUGGAGACAGACUCUAACUUAGCUAAGAUAGCUAAGAACAACGGUAAAACCGCGCUUCACUCAGCAGCAAGGAUGGGUCAUGUGGAAGUUGUUAAAGCUUUGAUAGGUAAUGAUCCAAGCAUUGGGUUUAGAACCGAUAAAAAGGGGCAAACUGCUCUUCACAUGGCUGUGAAAGGUCAGAAUGAUGGGAUCGUUGUUGAGUUGGUGAAACCUGAUGUUGCGGUUUUGAGCGUUGAGGAUAACAAAGGGAACACACCGUUGCACAUUGCUACUAACAAAGGGCGUGUUAAGAUAGUGCAGUGUUUGGUAACUUUUGAAGGCAUUAACCUCAACCCAAUAAACAAAGCUGGAGACACACCACUAGACAUAGCUGAAAAGAUAGGAAAUGGAGAGCUUGUGACAGUUCUAAAAGAAGCAGGAGCUGCUACAGCUAAAGACCUUGGGAAGCCUCAAAACCCAGCCAAGCAACUGAAGCAAACGGUCAGCGACAUUAAACACGAGGUACAAUCUCAGCUUCAACAAUCAAGACAAACCGGUGUAAGAGUCCAAAAGAUAGCAAAAAGACUCAAGAAGCUCCACAUCAGCGGUCUAAACAACGCUAUAAACUCAGCAACCGUUGUGGCUGUGCUUAUAGCCACAGUGGCCUUUGCAGCAAUCUUCACAAUCCCAGGCCAAUACGAAGAGGAUCCAUCUAAAGAAGCGUUGCUAGGACAAGCUCACAUAGCGAACAAAGCACCGUUUCUUGUCUUCUUCGUUUUUGACAGCUUGGCGUUGUUUAUAUCGUUAGCUGUUGUUGUGGUGCAGACAUCUGUUGUUGUGAUUGAGCAGAAGGCGAAGAAGAAGCUUGUGUUUGUGAUCAACAAGCUAAUGUGGUGUGCUUGUUUGUUCAUAUCUAUUGCCUUUGUUUCUCUUUCUUACAUUGUUGUGGGGAGAGAGGAGAUGUGGUUGGCUGUUUGUGCUACUGUUAUUGGUGGCACGAUCAUGUUGACAACGAUUGGUGCCAUGUGUUACUGUGUGGUAAUGCAUAGGAUGGAGGAGUCUAAGUUGAAGAGUAUAAGGAAAGAGAGAAGCAAGUCUCAGUCUUUCUCUAUGUCUCGUAUGGCUUCUGAUUCGGAGAUUUUAAAUGGUGAAUACAAUAAGAGAAUGUAUGCACUUUGAACAAUAGAUUUCGAUAGAAGGGUCUACUCAUGUAAGAAUAACCAAUAUAUAUACUUUAAUUUUUUGUACUUGUAAACCAUUACCAUUCGAUAUUUGUAAUGGGUUCGUUGGAGAAUCAACUCAAUAUACAGUACAGUUUUCUAAUAUACGAUGGUACCUGAAUCUUAGUUGUGAAUGAUAUAUAGUGUCAUUUGUUUGAAUA